GGGGGGGUGAGGCGAGAGCAGAAGUUUCGCGAGAUCGGGCGUCGCCAUCCUGAGACAACCCCUCGUCCUCGACGCAGUUACAGUAGUGUGCGGGUGUUGUGCAGAAUUUAAAAUUCAGUGAUGAAUGUUAAUCUUGACGUAGUUCGGAAACAACUUGGCCAAGCAAUCCAGCUGACAAGAGGAUACAUUCAGUGCACAGAACAUUAAUUCACGCACCCGCAACGCACACGAAGAACAACAGACUUGGAGAAGGAUCGUCUACGAAACCGGCGCAAAGACUUCCGGCAAAUCGUCCCCGAUCGAUCUUAGGACCACCUUGGAAGAAGGUGUAAAUCGAAUCGAACCCGAGCGCCUCACAAGGUGCCUCCCGAGGCGUGUGCCACGACUCCCGAUACACCGCUCCCCUCGUCGAAUGCUCUUCGCGCGACGCUCAGGAUAACGAUAUCCAGUGCUGCAAACACCCUGCGGACCCGCGCCAGUAUUCCGGAAUCGAUCUGGAAGAGAAAUUAAACACCAAUAAAUGCUGUGUUGGAAAGUAGUUCGUACUAAUAGGAUUUCAAGCGUCCGCCUCGCCAACGAACAACACGACGGAAAGGAGGGACGCUAAAAAGCACUGAAAAGCGGGUCACUAAUUUGUAACCGUGGCAAGAAAGUGAGCGUAAAGGUGUUUAUCUGCUAGACUCUGGCCAGAAAUACCAACCAGUAACAUUGAAUGCUCACUACAUAAAUUGGUGGAGUUGCAGAAUUACCAAUUAAAGCCAAAAUAUUAAAUUGUUCGUGUUGCUGCAGACUGGUCCAUAAUGUUGCUGCCUGUUGCUGGUAAACACGCGCACAGAAACCGAGGGAUUCCUUCGGGACAGCUAAACUAGGAGGCAGGCGCCCGGUGCGAAACUCUCAAUGGCAGCACUGAAUCGUCGACCUAUUCCAAUCACCACCCAGCGGCAUGGCAGCGUUUCUGAUCGACCCGCGCUCGGUAAUACUCCGGCAAUGAAGAGGAACAACCCGUUCAUCCUCGGUAGCAGCAGCAGCAGUAGCAGUGGCAAACGUAAUCGAAAACGGAGCACCACCGACGAUGGCCUACGACAAUCUCGCUUCGCACCAGUCUCAGCGCGUCGUUGCAUCGGCCACCGUCACAAGGUACAGCAGCUGACCGGAAGCACGCGCGUCGUGACGUCGAUUCCCGGUGCGCCCUCGCGUCAUCCAUGAAAAUCGUGCGCGUGAUCAAUGAGAGAAAGAGAACGAGAGAGAAAAACGGACAAAAUUAAGUAGCGCAAAAAUACGAUUCGCACCUUGGGGGAGUGUCCCCACAGAAGCACGUGAAGAAGAUAAAACCACCGGUGUAAUAAGAAACAACUUCGUGUUAGGAGAAAGCAAUCACGAAAAACAAACAUUGGUUAAAAGAGAGAAGAACGAAACGAAAUAAAAACAGUAACAGCUAGGAGAAGAAAGCACAUUCAAAAGAAUGACACAACCGAGCAACUAUGUCAGCAAAUAUGCCGGUGAAUACUGCAAGCUGGUUGUGGAGGGCGACAUCGGGAAGGUUAAGUCGAAGUUCAAGGAGUUCGUGCUCGACUACCAGACGCCGGAGGAUCUCAACACGCCGCUGCACCUGUCGAUCAUCGCGCAGCAGAACCGCAACGAGAUCAUCCAGUUCCUGGUGGAAUCGGGUGCCGACUGCGAUCUGCGCAACUCGAUGAACCUGACGGCGUCCGAGCUGGCGAUCAAUCUGAACUUCAUCGACGUGACGAAGUUCAUGCUGGCGGUCGAGUUUCGCAACCUGACCGACUACCGGUGCUUCUACCGGUUGAUCCGGCGCGGUUCCGUGCCGCUGUUGCAGCUCUUUCUCGAGCUGAAAACGUUCGACAUCCACCAGCAGAUCGGGUACGUGUCGAGCGUGUGGCACGAGCUGUACGUGAAGAAUGUGCCGCUUACGAAGAGCAUGGAGAACUUUCUCGAGUACCAGCUGCUGAACUACAGCUACGCCUAUCACCACCCGCCGGCGCACCGGCCCGACCGUCAGAAGUUCGACAAGGAGUACGAGCAGCGGAUCGAGCUGAUCGUCGAGUACACGCGCUACCUGACCGAGCACUACGACGCGACGGACAAUCUGAACGACUUCGACGAUAAGUUCCUGCUGGCGAUCAAGAUCGUGUACGACAAUCUGUUCUUUUUGCGGGAGAAGCGAGACCACUUGGGGCAGGUGCCGCUGGACGAGAUCUGCCGCGUGCUGGCGGUGUUUUUGGCCAUCUUCAAGAAGUCACCACACUACGAGGUGUACAAGCUGAUCCUCAACAAACGUACCGUACUCCGGUAUCUGGCGGCGGUUAGUGAGGAGUUGGAAAAAUUCCGCACCGCCCUGGUCGAUCGGGAAAGCCGCGCUGCGCAGCCAAAGUGGACCGUAGAUCAGCUGCUGUCACUGAUCGGUUGCAUCAGAGACGCUGCGCCCGCCAAAUCGACGAAGGCGAUCAACGCCCUCUGGCAGAAGCGAUGCGUGCUCAAAAAGAAACUCAUCUACUACGUAAAGGGGCGUCUAAAAGUGAACCCCGAUUUGAACGCGAUUCAGGCCCGGCACAGCAACAACCUUUCGAAGGCGGAACUGGAGCUGAUCCGGCAGGAGAUGAAGGCGAAGCAAUUCCUUAACCUCACGCGCACCGUAAGCCGCAAGAAUCAGGUCGUCUUCCAGCGGCUGCGCAAAACGUACGAUCACGUCGUGCAGCUGUACGCGAUCAAGAAGAUCCUACGCUACCUGGAUGGGAUCGCCCGGAUCCAGCUACCCCAGUACCAAGUGUCCGGGGUGUUGGCCAUCAAGCGCACGCUGCAGGUGAUCGCCGAGACGGUCGAGAGUGCCCGCUACUGUCCGUCGAUCGCGCGCAAGCUGCACAGUGUGGUGCACAAAAUCCUUCCCCUCAACUUGGACGUGGACGUGCGGGACUUUUACCAGCCGAACGUAUCGCUGUACAAGCUGUGCUCGGACAAGCUCGAGACCGGUCGGCUGAUUCCGUUCGCGGAGGUGCAGUGCAGUUUGAAGUCGGUACGGCGCUACUUUGCCUACGUGCACGAUCGGAAGAUGCUCGAGGCGUACAAGUGCUACCUCGGGAACGUGUACCAGCUGCGCAACCAUCGGCAGGUGGCAAGCUACAAUCAGUACGUCGGUGACGCCAAUCGGAUGUACUUCGAGAAUCACACGCUGGACGAUCUGUACUUCGAGCUGGAGGAUUGUAUUCGCGUCGUGGAGGAGCUGCAGGAAACGUUCUGCCAGCAGCAGGACGAAAAGAUUAGCGAUCUUUUGCGGUGUCUCUAUGGACCGCUUGCGCAACGGUACGAAGCGCUUACGAAGGGUGACGCCAGCCGAAGUGCGUUGGCUUCUGUCAGUGCGAACUUCAACACCACGAUGAUGCUGUGUGGGACGGAGAUCGAUGUGGUGAAGGUGCGCCGUAUUGUGGGUUCGUUUUUGGCCGAACGAUGUCCCAAGUACGACAUCUGUACCGACGAUCAACUGUUGCUAGUGAGUCCAAUCCUGCAGGAGCUGCUGCACCUCUUCACGAACUAUCUCUACCAGUAUCAGAUGGACGAGCGGGUGACGAAAAACUUCAUCACGAUGGUGGAGGUACUGCAUGUCGGGCGCUAUAUGGCGGUCGACCAUUUUCUGCCCGAGCGCGCGAAACCAACCGACAGUCUGACGCACCAGAACUACACGAGUGACAUACUGAAAAAGUUUAACCUGCAGAACCUCAGCUCGAUCGAGUUCGCGGUGCUGCACGAACAGCUAUCGCAGAGCUAUUACGACAACUGCUACAACCUGGACAAGAAGUACGCCGUGCUGACGAUGUUCUUCAAGUCGACCAACCGGCAGGUGAACGAUGCGAUUGUGAAGCGGAACAAGCGGAUGGAUCGGGAAGAGUUCCAGUCGUUCCUGGACAGCAAACUGAAGUUCAUUGGACAGUUUCUGCCCUGCAGUGACUUUAACGAGGUGACGCAGUUCAUCAACGAGGCCGCACCGCACGUCGAGUUUGCACUCGAGCACUGUCUGAUGGAGCUGUGCGAAAUACUGACCGAUCUGGGCGUGUUCCAGGACAACCAGUACGUGCUGAAGCUGCAGUCGGCGAACGUUAGCGGGCGCAAUCUGCACGAGUACCUCCGGCGCGGUGAUACACUCGAGCACGACAUGCUUACCCUUACGCACAGCACCAAGGUGAAGGUGUUCCUAAACGGGCUGAUCUUUAAAAGCAACGAGUUCAAGCUGUAUCAGCCAGCCAACACGCAGAAGGCGAACGCAGAUGAGCUGCUAGCGAUCGUGGACAACCUGACGAACAACUACAAGAUGCGCUGGAGCUGGGUCGAACAGCAGGAGCGUCUGUUUAAGUCGGUCGAAACGAUCGACCUGAAGCUACUGCAAGCCCUCACGCCCGACUACGCCGACAUCCGGGGGAUGCGGCUGGGCGUCCUACACCCGGGUACACCGGCGACCGAGUACGAAAUCAUCGACCACACGGUGCGCAACAACCUGAAGCAGAUGGUCGACUACCUGUCCGACGAGCUGGCGGCGAUUUCGUUCGAGAAGCAACAGUUCUUCCAGUACGUGCUGGUGCGCAGCUCUAACUCGCUCUUCAUCGAUGCCCACUUCAGCCUGACGACGGUGCAGGAGCGGCAGGCAACGAUCCUCUUCAUGGCACUCUACUUCCGCGCGUACGACGUGUUUCUGGAGUGCGUCCGACGGUUUGAGCUGACGGUGAACUUGGGGAAGAUCAUCAAGUACAUCAAUCUGGAGUUUAUCGAGAAGAUUGCCAAGCAGAUGAAGGACAUCGGGUGGAACUGUCAGGAUGGGAACGGUAUUACCGUGCUCGAUCAGUGCGUGCAGAAGGGUGAUCUCGGGGCGGUCAAGAAGCUGAUUAAAUUCGGUGCGGAAAUUUGCGCACCGACUGCCGACGGUACGUCACCGCUUCACCGGGCCUGUAGUCUUGGUCUCACCGAAAUUGCCCGGUUGCUCGUGAAACAGAACGCCCCGCUUGGUACGCUUAGCGGCGCGGAUCGACUACCGCUGCACUACGCGAUCCAAUACCACGAGAAUGAUCUCCUGCCGUUGCUCUGCGCGGACGACAUCGACGUUGACUCGGACAAGCACCGGCUGGUGAAGUGCGCGAUCAAGUACGACAAUCUCGAUGGGUUGAAGUUUCUCCUCGACAGCCGACAGGCGAAGCUGUCGGUCAUCGAUCGGCAUCAGAACACGGUGCUGCACCUUUGUGCCAUCUACGGGCGGAUGGGUAUCCUGCGGUACCUUUACAGCGAGCAUCUUUCGACGCUCAAAGAGGAGGACUUGUUGAAUCGUCGGAACGCAUUUUCGAAGACAGCGCUUCAUAUAGCGGUGCAGACGCGGCGGGUUGAGAUGGUGCGGUUUUUGUUGGAACAGGAAUCUGGGGGAAUUAACCCUUCGCUGGUGGAUGACGCGGGACUGACCGCGUACGAGUGGGCUGUCCAGAAGAGUAGCGUUCGUGUGAUGAAGCAGUUCGCAAAACAUCACGCUCCGUUGCGUUCCAUUUCGAACAGCCGCGAACGGGAAUCGCUGCCAGUUUCACUCGCGAUCGAGCAGCGCAACGUACCGGUGCUGAAGUUCCUGCUACGCAACGGGUACAGCCUCUCGGAGGAGACGCUCUGUCUGAUCAAGGCCGUUUACACACGAUCGCUCGAGUUGGUGCGGUUCGUCGUCGAGCACUGCAAACCGUCCGUACACUACCGGGAUCCGUACGAUAGUACGUCGCUGCACGUUGCCAUCGCGAUCGAUUGCAACGAGAUCGCAGCCUACUUGAUCGAGUCAGGUGCGGAAAUCAACGCCGUCAGCAAGUUCGGCGAUACUCCGCUUCACGUGGCGACCAAACACGGAAAUAUUGUGGCCGCCCGGAUGCUCAUCCUCAAGUACGCGGCCAUCGACGAACGGAACACGUCCGGAUUGACACCGCUAAUGCAAGCGAUGUACUCACGCAACCUGGAGAUCAUGAAACUGCUGAUUGGGGCCGGAGCCAACAUCGACCUGCUGAAGCUACACCUGGCGGAGAUCGAGCAGAUUUCGAAAAUUCCCACCAUGCACCUGUUCGUCGAUCACUAUGGGUUGCUGGAGUUUAUGAUUCUACAGCUGCAGUACGACCCGAACGUACGGGACGUUCGCUCCCAGCAGAGUCUGCUGCAUAAGGCGUGCUACGCAAACAAUCUACAGAUCGUACAGUUUCUAGUCGACUGGUGUCGGCUGCAGCCGGAGCAGCAGGACGCGAACGGUCGCACCCCGUUGGCGAUAGCGAAUGAGUGCAAGAACUACGAGGUGGCCGAGUUUCUGCGCAGCAAGAAGAGGAAGAAGUCUCAGAUCGCUCCCCAGCGUUACUUUGAUCCGACGGGCAUGCUGUAGGGGACGAGUAGUUAGGUCUCAGGCCAGGCAAACGGAGUAAGAAGUGCAACCAGUGUAGGAUAGAGAAGUUGUUCAACGUCUGUGUUAACGCACGUCGUGACUUUUUGUUUUGAACGCGUCCCAGUGAUUUUAUUUUUAGGGCAUACUUUCUAACGGAAAUAUCCCCAACAUUUCGCUUCGACAGGCAGUGAUGCAACCCAACCAUCCCCGACUUGGAAGGAUUAUUUACGCACGAAAGCAAUGGAAACUCGGUGUCUGGUAUUAAGAACAUGAAUGUUCUCUAAUGAUGAUGAACUCGUUGUUAGUGAACAAUGGUGAACCCUGUCCGGUUCGUUUGAAUCUGAUCAGCACUGUGUGCUGCAUAUUUCGAACGGAACCGGUAGAUCGGAUCGCACAAUCUGUUCCUCGUCGGGAGUUGCCAAAUUGAUAUCUAUUUGAACCCUAGCUCUUAGAAGCAAUAUGUUGGCUAUGUAUUUCCAUUCUCAUCAGGAUGAUUCUUAUCCCGCCUCCGACCGCCUUGAACGGUAGACAACUGAUCGCAUGUGCAGAUACACACUACAGCAUACAUUUAAUAUCGUAUAUUUGAAGAACGUUUGUACGCGUAGCUUUUUAGAUUGAUACUCCAUCCGUACGGUGGCCAACGCAAGUAGUAGAUGCAUAUACGUAUCCGGACAACCACUAGGAAAGCUUUCGGGCAAUGUGAUCGGUCUCUUCCAUUCAAUUUGGUUUUAAAGCACAACCGUUUUUGAAAGCAAACUUACCUCAUUUUGUCUAUAUGAGAUCUUUUUAUACAAUAUCAAAAUGGUAAAUGGCCGCAGCGCUACACCACAAGGAACGUCUUUUAUCUUUUCUGUGCGCCCGUGAUCCAUUAAGUGAUCAAACGAAGUUCUAGUCAGUGUGUUACUUUUUUGUGAAUUUCAACGAUUUCAAGCAGCGUUAGAGCACUGAAAACCCGGAAACAUGUGGGCUUCCUAGAUUCCCCGAUUUCUGCCAAUCGUUAAAGUGAACGAUUAUCAAAAUUGGCGCAAGAUUUCUCUAGAGACAUUCCUUAUGGCACAUUUCUCAGUACAACAGGAAACGAAAAAAACUAUCCCCCAGUAAUAUGUUUAGAGUAUUGGAACAACAACUUCUCUCCUCGCUGGUAAUACUGCUAAAGUACGCCCUAAACCAUGAUGCCAGUCGCCAUGCACAAAAAUCUUGCAUAGGAAAGCAAGCAGGAGGAAAACUUCAGCAAAACGAAACAAAAAGUUAUGGAAAAACAGACAGAUCGUUACGAGCGUAGUGUCUAUCCGUGAUUUUAGAUGUAAAAGGUGUGUGAUUUUAGAUUUGUUCAAACUCCAUUGCUCCGCUGCCAGAAAACGAGAAGCUUCGUUCCAUUGCGGUAAUGUAGCGAUUGCCUGCAAAACUAUUAACAAAUAAACACUGAAACCAUAAUAUGCAAUCAAGGAGAGAGAUAAAGCGGCCGGUAGCGAUUGAAGGUGAAAGUAAACUAAACAACCAUAUGGUAUUGUAUGUGUGUGUUUAUGUAAUUAUAUCUACUAUUUUAUUAUGUAUGUUUGUGUGUGUGUCCAUGUUGGCAAGGAUAAGGAAGCGCAAAAUAUGCCCGUAAAUUUUUAUCGCAGCAGGCGUUUUAGGGCAUGAAUAAGCGUCUCAAGUAAAACUGAAACGAGCAAGCCAAUAAGUUUGAAAAAGGAACCAGGCAGGCUCACGCGCGGACAUGGACAUUUUUAGUACCGUAAGAUGAAAUCUUUUAUCGUACCUUUUUAAGUAAACGAAACCUCGCAUUCAAUUUCACCCGAACACACUCGACCCGCCUCGACCGGCGCGGAUUUCUAGUUACGAUGGAGCUUUUAUAUCGCGUCAAGAGUAUUGUAAAAUGGUGCAGCUAAAAGAUAUGAAAACAUACAUUCCUGAGUGCACAGAAGAAGAGAAAGAAAAACCUCCGGAAAAGGAUUGGGACGGUAGCUAGUUGAUAGGGAGUAAGACGUGAAAAGAAACUAAUAACCUCGCAUUUAUUACACGAAUUACAAACUACCAUUAAAUAUAUACAUAUACAUACUAUAUAUAUACACGAAAACAAAAAAUCCUAUAUAAAACUUCUACUGCAUUCCAUGGGUGUGUGUUGUAUUCCGUCCCAUCCUUUCCGUUUUCCGGUUUUCGAUU
Molecule: messenger RNA, 8557 nt
Organism: Anopheles coustani
Lineage: Eukaryota; Metazoa; Arthropoda; Insecta; Diptera; Culicidae
Exons: 3
Coding region: 1463-6394 (1643 amino acids)
Molecular function (GO): protein binding
Source: RefSeq, a predicted model, not a curated record